Messenger RNA from Panthera uncia (snow leopard), 2667 nucleotides. RefSeq names its product proprotein convertase subtilisin/kexin type 4-like. Gene Ontology annotation, biological process: peptide hormone processing. Gene Ontology annotation, cellular component: trans-Golgi network; Golgi membrane. The record is from RefSeq and is a predicted model, not a curated record. Gene Ontology annotation, molecular function: serine-type endopeptidase activity. Lineage: Eukaryota; Metazoa; Chordata; Mammalia; Carnivora; Felidae.
GGCCCCGGGGGCGGGGCGGGCGCUUGGGCCCACUCGGCGGUUUGGCCGGGGGGAGGGGUUUUCGGAGGCCCCGCCCCGGCCCCGCCCCCGCCGCCAUGCGGCCCGCCUGGACUGCGCUCUGGCUGCGCCUUGCCUUGGCUCUGGGCCUGGCCCUCGUUGGCCCCCUGCCUGUGGGGUGGUCCUCGGCCCGGGUCCCCAUCUAUGUCAGCAGCUGGGCCGUGCGGGUGUCCCAGGGUUACCGGGAGGCCGAGCGCCUGGCGCGCAAAUUCGGCUUCGUCUACCUGGGGCAGAUCUUUCCUGACGGGCAGUACUUCCACCUGCGGCACCGGGGCGUGGUCCAGCAGUCCCUGAGCCCACACUGGGGCCAUCGCCUGCGCCUGAAAAAAGACCCCAAGGUGCAGUGGUUCGAGCAGCAGACGCUGCGGCGGCGUGUGAAGCGCUCGGUGGUGGUGCCCACGGACCCCUGGUUCUCCAAGCAGUGGUACAUGAACAACAAGGUGCGGCCGGACCUGAACAUCCUGCAGGUCUGGAGCCAGGGGCUGUCGGGCCGGGGCAUUGUGAUCUCUGUCCUGGACGAUGGCAUCGAGAAGGACCACCCGGACCUCUGGGCCAACUACGACCCCCUGGCCAGCUACGACUUCAACGACUACGACCCGGACCCCCAGCCGCGAUACACGCCCGGCGACGAGAACCGGCACGGGACCCGCUGUGCCGGGGAAGUGGCCGCAAUCGCCAACAACGGGUUCUGUGGAGCGGGCGUCGCCUACAAUGCCCGGAUCGGAGGCGUGCGCAUGCUGGACGGCACCAUCACGGACGUCAUCGAGGCCCAGUCGCUGAGCCUGCAGCCACAGCACAUCCACAUCUACAGUGCCAGCUGGGGCCCCGAGGACGACGGCCGCACGGUGGACGGCCCGGGCGUCCUCACCCGCGAGGCCUUCAGGCGCGGCGUGACCAAGGGCCGCGGUGGGCUGGGCACCCUCUUCAUCUGGGCGUCGGGCAACGGCGGCCUGCACUACGACAACUGCAACUGCGACGGGUACACCAACAGCGUGUACACGCUCUCCGUGGGCAGCACCACCCGCGAGGGCCGCGUGCCCUGGUACAGCGAGGCCUGUGCCUCCACGCUCACCACCACCUACAGCAGCGGCGUGGCCACCGACCCGCAGAUCGUCACCACGGAUCUGCACCACCGGUGCACGGACAAACACACGGGCACCUCGGCGUCGGCCCCGCUGGCCGCGGGCAUGAUCGCCCUGGCUCUGGAGGCCAACCCGUUCUUGACAUGGAGGGAUAUGCAGCACCUGGUGGUCCGUGCGUCCAGACCCGCGCAGCUCCAGGCUGAGGACUGGAGGACCAACGGCGUGGGGCGCCAAGUGAGCCACCACUAUGGCUAUGGGCUGCUGGAUGCCAGGCUGCUGGUGGACAUGGCUCGAACGUGGCUGCCCACACAGCGCCAGCAGAAGUGCGUCAUUCAGAUCGUACACACCCCCACCCCCAUCCUGCCGCUGACGCAAGUGAGGAGGAACGUGUCGGCCUGCGCCGGCCGAGCCAACCACAUCCGCUCGCUGGAGCACGUGCAGGUGCAGCUCUCGCUGUCCUACAGUCGCCGCGGGGACCUGGAGAUCUCGCUCACGAGCCCCAUGGGCACCCGCUCCACGCUCGUGGCCAUCAGACCCUUGGACGUCAGCGGCCAAGGCUACAACAACUGGAUCUUUAUGUCCACCCACUUCUGGGACGAGGACCCGCGGGGCCCGUGGACGCUGGGCCUGGAAAACAAGGGCUACUACUUCAACACGGGGACGCUGUACCGCUACGCGCUGCUGCUGUACGGGACGGCCGAGGACAUGACGGCGCGGCCCCCGGGCCCCCAGGUGACCAGCAGCGCGUGUGUGCGGCGGGACACAGAGGGGCCGUGCCGGGAACGCCACGGCCCCGCCCACGUCCUGGGCCACCUCCGCCUCUCCUACUGCCCGCCCAGGUACUUCGGCCACACCCGGCAGGCAGUGACCGCUGGGCCCGGCGCUCCCGCCCUGUGCGUCUGCUCGAGCUGCCGCGCCUCCUGCUACACCUGCCUCGGCCGCUCCCCGCUCAACUGCACUGCCUGCCCCCCCCCGGCCUCCACGCUGGACGAGCGUCGUGGCUCCUGCUCAGGACCCGUCCCUCCCAGCGGCCUCCCCCAGCCCGCCGCAGUCGCCCACCCCGGCUGCCACCGCGGCCGAGCUCAGGCCGUGGUACUGGCCCCACUGGCCGUGGCCUUCGGGAGCCCCUCACUCCGCAGCGUCCUCGCUGUAGGCUGCCCACCGCUGUGUGCAGGGCCCCCCCCGCCACCACCCCAGGUCCAGCUGCUGGCCGGGACCUAGAGACACCUGAGUAGGGGGCAGACGUGUGUCUGUGCAGGCACUGCCAUCCUGCUCCUUUGCUCCAGACUGGAACCUGGGCGGGGGGGUGCAGGGACCCGCCCCCGGAGGCUCUGGCUAAUCACUGAGGCCCUCAGGCCAGGGGCGGCCUGCUGGAAUCCCAAACCCGAAAUUGGCAAGUCCGGGUGAAAGAGAGAGAGAGAGAGAGAAGGCUAGCUACACGGUUUGGGGUGGGGGCAGGGUGGGAUGGGGCAGAGGCUGGGCUGUGACAGCCGUCCCUUCCCAGCCCCAGAAGUGGGGGGGGAGGGGC